Menidia menidia (Atlantic silverside) is the source of this 685-nucleotide messenger RNA. Lineage: Eukaryota; Metazoa; Chordata; Actinopteri; Atheriniformes; Atherinopsidae. The record is from the annotation of a GenBank genome assembly.
AGCGCAGGCGCAGUUGAGACAGCGGCAGUAGGUGCAUCGCUGCAAGAACAUAAUUUCGCGUUAACAAUGGAGACUUUAUACGGUAUUCCUUUUGCAGUACUCGAAUGCCCGAAUAUAAAACUGAAGAAACCAUCAUGGCUACACAUGCCGUCGGCUAUGACUGUGUAUGCAGUAGUCAUCGUGUCCUACUUUCUCAUCACAGGAGGGAUCAUCUAUGAUGUUAUUGUAGAACCACCGAGUGUGGGUUCAAUGACUGAUGAACAUGGACACCAGCGACCAGUCGCCUUUUUGGCGUACAGGGUAAAUGGGCAGUACAUCAUGGAAGGACUUGCCUCAAGUUUCCUCUUCACUAUGGGAGGGCUGGGUUUUAUAAUCUUGGAUCGGUCCAAUGCACCAAACAUUCCCAAACUCAACCGCUUCCUGUUGCUGUUCAUCGGGUUUGUCAGCGUUCUCCUGAGCUUCUUCAUGGCCAGAGUAUUCAUGCGUAUGAAGCUGCCAGGUUACCUCAUGGGCUAAGGACAAACAUGAUGCAAGAAAUUGAAAAGAGAGAGAGGAUGCUAAAUAUUUGAAUACAUGCCAUACAUUGGAGAUGAAAUUGACUCAGACAGAAUCAUCAAGGACUAAAAGCACUGACCAAGCUCAAGAAAUGAGACCUGGCUGCUCUUAGAAUAAUUUUGACUACAUU